GUUGUGCCAUGUUGUGCCAUGUUGUGCCAUGUUGUGCCAUGUUGUGGAGUGUUGUGCUAGCUCUCGCAUCGCAUCGCUUGUGCUCUUAAAGAAAAAUAACUCGUAGCGAAAAAAUAAAUGUCUAUGGACGGACUAUCGAGUAUGAGGAGCAGGGAACUUAUAUGUAGGCCUUUUUUUCCGCCGCGCGCACCCUGGUAUGGAGAGAUCACUUUGCACGUCAUUUGUACCUAUCUUGGCCAUUGUCUUACCCAGUUUCUCGCGACUGAAGGCCGCCUGACUCAAUUUGACGGAGCCGGCAAACCAGCAAAUCUUCCAGACAUCUCAAGAAAUGUGACUUUUUUCGCAAUUACGGUACAUAAGAAGGCUCAAAUUCGAUGGUAACAUGCUUGGAAAAGGAAGCUCACUUUUGCGGGGAAACAUCACCCAAAAGACAACUUCUCUUCUGAGACCUCGAUCCCGAAGAUUCCUUGCUACCCAAGCAUCAUAUGAUGUGGUUGUAGUUGGAGGAGGAAUAGUUGGUCUUGGAACAGCCAGAGAACUUAUCCUGAGACAUCCCACAUUGAAGUUUGCAGUUGUAGAGAAAGAGAAUGAAUUAUCUCUGCACCAGUCUGGCAAGAACAGUGGAGUCAUUCAUUGUGGUAUCUACUAUACCCCAGGCUCCCUGAAGGCCAAGUUAUGUGUGGAGGGAUUGGAUCUGACCUACAAAUACUGCGAUGAAAAGAAAAUCCCUUACAAGAAGUGUGGAAAAAUUAUAGUGGCUGUAGAAAAGAAAGAGUUACCUCAGCUUGAGAAAUUAUAUCAACGAGGCCUGGAAAAUGGAGUAAAGGACCUGAAAAUUUUGGACUCAAAAGAAAUUAAGGAUGUAGAGCCAUACUGUGAGGGUGUGUCUGCCAUCUUGUCACCCAAUACCGGAAUAGUGGACUGGGCAGAAGUAGCAAGAAGUUAUGGUGAUGACUUCAAGAAGGCCGGUGGUGAUAUCUAUACUGGCUAUGAGGUCACAGACUUCACUUGUAGCCCAGAAAGUAAUCGUUCUCAAGAAAAGGAAGCAGGUCACACUCACCCUGUUACUGUACAUGGAAAGAAUGUCUCCCCCAUUAGCUGUCGUUAUGUCGUCACCUGCGGAGGCCUUUAUUCAGACCGGUUGGCAGAGAAAUCCGGAUGUAAAGAAGAUCCUCGCAUUGUGCCAUUCCGAGGAGAAUACCUCAAGUUGAAAGACGAAAAGAAUUACUUAGUCAACGGCAACAUUUACCCGGUACCAGACCCAAAUUUUCCUUUCCUUGGAGUCCAUUUUACUCCGCGCGUUGAUGGCAGCGUGUGGCUUGGGCCCAAUGCUGUUUUGGCAUUUGCUCGGGAAGGAUACAAACUUACAGAUGUGAAUUUUAAGGACUUAAUAGAUGCCUUGGGGUACCGUGGUCUAAGGAAACUAAUGUUCCAGUAUUUCACAUUUGGUGUUGGAGAGUAUUAUCGUGGAAUCGUCAAAUCAGCACAAGUUAAGCAACUUCAAAGAUACAUACCCAGUCUGAAAGUCGAGGACGUUGAGAGAGGGCCAGCUGGAGUUCGUGCCCAGGCCAUGGACCGUGAUGGCAAUUUAGUGGAGGACUUCGUGUUUGAUGGAGGCUCAGGUGACAUAGGGAGCCGAGUGCUGCACGUCAGAAAUGCGCCUUCCCCAGGAGCCACGUCCUCUCUUGCCAUUGCUAAAAUGGUAGCGGAGAAGGUUAAAGAUCGUUUUCACCUAUAGAAGAUGCACUAUAGUUAUACUAGGAAAUGAUAUUACUUGUAAUCAGAAACAUGCUACUGUUGUAAUAUUAAAUCGUCCCUUUGAACCGCAAAACACAAUGGAAAGCAACCUGACCAGUGCAAAAACGCUGUGACAGUAAAAUGCAGCGUCUGUUUCACAGGUGAAUAUCUGAGGAGUCAAUGUGGGAGCUACAGCCAUAGGUUGUCUAAAUGGCGUCUAGCUGUUUUUUCAAACACCUAAACUAUACCAUGUGUAUGCAUGUUUCAAAACCACAAACUAAUGUGCAUCACGUGUGAUCUUCCGCUAGGCGAAACCAAAGUUAAAACAAAUAUUAAGUGGGUGUCGCAAAUUAUGCGCACAUAACAUAGACCAAGGCAGCUAAGCUGUCAAGUGUCAUCUUUUUAACGAUAAUGUAAAACAAUAAUUAUUAUGCUUACAGAAUAUUGUAAAUUAUGUAUUCGUAAAUGUUUACGCCGUUUUAGACUCCAAAGAUAGGAGGAAUUUCACCAUAAUUGUUCUAUUUCACCAACUGUCAAGUUCUGUUUUUAAAGGAGGAAACGUUUGUCAAGUUAGAUAGCUCGGUAUACAUUCUCUUAGUUAAACAAGCGUUUCUCGUUUAAAAUUGAACGGAGAUUUCUGUAAAAUUUAUAUUAUGAAUACAAAUGAUCAAUAUCGGAUGUGACCUAACUGUAGGAGACGAGAAUAAAUAAAUUUUUAAACUA
Molecule: messenger RNA, 2460 nt
Organism: Orbicella faveolata
Lineage: Eukaryota; Metazoa; Cnidaria; Anthozoa; Scleractinia; Merulinidae
Product: L-2-hydroxyglutarate dehydrogenase, mitochondrial-like
Molecular function (GO): (S)-2-hydroxyglutarate dehydrogenase activity
Source: RefSeq, a predicted model, not a curated record